This is a messenger RNA of Motacilla alba alba, 2342 nucleotides long. RefSeq names its product claudin domain containing 1 (gene CLDND1). Gene Ontology annotation, cellular component: membrane. The coding region runs from base 394 to 1149 and encodes 251 amino acids. Lineage: Eukaryota; Metazoa; Chordata; Aves; Passeriformes; Motacillidae. The transcript is spliced from 6 exons. The record is from RefSeq and is a predicted model, not a curated record.
GGCUGAGGCGGGGGACGGGGCUUAGGGUCGGUCCGUUGCCCUGGGGUUUGCUGUCGGCCCGCAGCUGUCGCCCCCCGCGCGGGGCUGACGCCUAGGAGGCCGAGACCCCCGGGGGCGGUCGCGCUCCAUGAGGGUGCCCGGCCGGCCCGGCCCGGCCCGGUACUGGGCAGAUCCUGCGGGACAGGUGCUCUUGGCCCGAGGGCUCUUGAAGUCACUUGUUGUGAACUGGUGUUGGGAAGAAGCUGAAUGAAUGGAAGAGUCAGGGCAAAAGGGAAGUUUGCGUUUCAUGCUCUCCGCUGGCCACAGGUCAUAAGCAACGCUGUGCCUCUGAAGAGACCUGGAAUCAUCGGAGCCGUGUGUCCUGAGGGAUUCUGAGCAUCUCUGAAGGGCGCCAUGAUGGAUAACCGGUUUGCUACAGCGCUGGUGAUCGCCUGCGUGCUCAGCCUCAUCUCCACCAUCUACAUGGCCGCCUCCAUCGGCACUGACUUCUGGUACGAGUACCACACCCUGUCCCCAGCCGAGAAUGUUAGUGAGGCUGGUAGAAGCAUCUGGGAGGAGUUUGUCAGCAAAGAUGCAGAUGAGAAGACGUACACAGAUGCGCUCUUCCGGUGCAACGGCACAGUUGGACUGUGGCGGAGGUGCAUCACUGUACCCAAAAACUCUCACUGGUACAGCCCACCAGAAACUGAUAUGACUACAAACUGCAUCAGUUUCUCCCUCUCUGAUCAGUUUGUAGAAAAGUACAUAGAGCCUGGAAAUCACAACAGUGGCACGGAUUUGAAUCGGACUUAUCUCUGGCGGUUGCAGUUUCUCCUGCCCUUUGUCAGCAUCGGCCUCAUGUGCUUUGGGGCUCUGAUUGGGCUCUGUGCAUGUGCCUGUCGCAGCCUUUACCCAGCCAUUGCCACUGGAGUCCUGCAUUUCCUAGCAGGGCUGUGUACGCUGGGCCUCGUUGGAUGCUAUGUAGCUGGGAUUGAGCUGCUCCAUAGGAAGCUGCCUCUGCCCGAGGAUGUGAGGGGUGAAUUCGGUUGGUCCUUCUGCCUCGCCUGUGUGUCAGCACCUUUGCAGUUCAUGGCAGCCGCCCUUUUCAUCUGGGCAGCUCGCACCAACAGGAAGGAAUUCACCCUCCUAAAAGCCUACCGUGUGGCAUAAGUGCUGCUACUGCAGUCUGGGCUUUCCAUGGUAGAGCCUCUUCUCCCCCAGCCCUUACUACUUUUUUCUUUCAGUCAGAAUUUUAUCCUGUACUGCAUGCUUCUUGCCAGUCAAGACAAUUUAGCCUGCAGGCCCUGAAGACAAAGACCUCUGGGCUAAAUGACCAAAGCCUGCCAGAAGUCUGCAGAACUUGAACAGAUUUUUUAAUGGUUUUUUUUUAAGAAUUGUGAUUAUUUUUAAAGCUACAUUUGGUUCUUGACAGUUCCCCUUAGUUAGGUGUACAUGCUCCUUCCUAAUUUUAUUACCCUGUCAGCCUGGAGGAAAUAGAAGUGGUGUUGUGGGGUGGAAGAGAGACAAGAGAAGGUGCAGGUAUGCAAGAAUGGGAACCUCAGUGCACAAAUUAUACAUAAUCAGGAGCUGUCUACUGUGUGACUGAAGCAGGCAGUACCUACAGGGAGCGCCCAAGAGACAUGAGGGAAUUCAGAAACCUCUGUUAUGAAAAUACUGUAGCUAAAUUAGUCUGAAGCUCGGCUCUGGAUCUCCUGUUUUCACUAGUUUGCUGCAUGUUGUGGCAUCUGCCAAAACUGCUGGAGGCAGAGCAGCUGUGGCACUGUCUGUACAGCACACCCUCCUGAAGGCACACUCUGGACUUGCUUCUGCCAAGGAGUGGGAUGAGAUGGCCCUCAUGGAGCUCUCUCAUGCUGUAGCUCCACUGCUUCCAGGACCCAGGCUAGUUUGGUAUCUGCACUACAUGUGAUUGUGCACUCUAAUCUUAAUUUGUGGUGCUUUUGCUUGAUGUGGAAUAAGGCUUUCUUCUCUUUUGUUGAAAAUUACCUCCUCACAAGUUUUUUGGUUUUAAUUUGGUUUAGUGUAUGUGUGUAUAUGUACAUAUAUAAACUUAACGUUUUUUAAACCUCACCUCUUUAUCCUGUAUAGCACACAACAGGGUUUUUUAAAAGGUGCUGCUCUUUUCCCAUCUUGUUUAAAUUAAAUAAUAAUAGUAAUAAUAAAGACUCAGAAAUUUUCAACAUUGCAUGAAUCUGAUCAGAGGGUGAGGGAAUGAUCUAGAGUGGAUUUUACCUGGGGAAGGAAGAACCGGUGUCUAGAUCUGUUUUCAUGGAAAUGUCACCAGAAGCAAUGACAUUAGAUCAGAUAUUUUUAAAAUAAAUUCUUGAGCUCCUGCUAACUUUAAA